CUGGCCCGACAUCUAAUGAAUUUCGAUUAUUUAGGCAGAUUCUGAUGAUAUGGCGGCAAAAGACAACGAAGGCGACAUAUUCGCCAUACCAGAAUUCUGGAGGCCGUCAAAAUGGCUGACCCAAGCAAACGUUGAUCCUGCGGGUUCGUUUUUUGCCUUGGAUAUAGAGAGUAACGAUCACCCGCGAGAGUUUGAUUUCCUGCCAUAUCCCGAUGUCGGCCUUUCAGAAGAAGGCUUCUUUAAAUUGCCAGCAGCUCUUGGCUCUGAUGCCACUACAACUCAAAUACCAGACGACAAUGAUAAAUCUACGGCGGAAGAAGCCAUCGAAGACGACAAUAAUGCUGAUAAAAUAUGGGAGGACCUUGAAUUUGUUCCAGAAAAGCCAAACUGCAAAACAUGGGAGGAUUUCAACGACCGUCGAACAGUUGCCCACCGCCCCAUGUUCUUAUCAGAGGCGGGAUCGUCUGCAUAUGAUUCUUUACUACAAGAGCCAGAGGAUUAUCUUCAGCUAGGAAACUCGGACAUUCGCUUGGUCAAUCAGCAAGCGUACUUUUCUUGUCUCCUUCACGUGGCCCUGGCUCAAGAGUCGGAGCUUUUCAAGAAAGACGAGCGGUCCGCCGAGUUCACUUCCACAUUGGCCAAUAUAAGGAUACCUGGGUACUCUCGACAAGUUCUAGACGCCGUGGAGAAAGAAUGCGCUGCUUGUGGAAAGCUUGCAAUAGAUUUAGCGACAUUCGCCAAGAAGGUAUAUUCUCAGCAACCAAGUCAUUGCGCUAUUGCUUUCGCCAGCACGGUUACCCAAGUCUUGGAUGUCAUUCGCAAGCACGCAGUUGUCGAUACCCCCACCCCAAAGUCGAUUCUAGGACUCCAAAAUACGAUUCGCAGUAUGGCUUCCAUACUAAGACCCCUCGAAAUCCUGUCACGCGAAAUGAACUACAGCAGCACAGACGAAGAGGUGCUGACCAUUCUCUUCAACUACGCAUCUAUAUCUGACAACAGUGAUACCUACACGAGAGACAUCAGCAGAGAGAUAUUACAAAUUGUUUCUUGCACGUGGGUCGAAUUCAUCGAAGAGUGGAUUGGGACCAGACCCGAGCGUGGUAUCCCAUUAUCCAAAAAGGAUGGCGGCACAAGCAAGGGUUUUGUAAAGGUCGGUACUCAGACUUUCAUCGAUGAUUUUGGGCGCGAAAUACAGGAUGUCGAUUUUGUCCUGGUCGAAGCCAAUAUCCCCGAGUUCAUGCCACCUGAAAUUGCAGCGUCUAUAUUCCAGACUGGUCGGAGUUUGCGUUUUAUAAAAGAAUUUCACCCACAGCACAUUCUGGCGCGGGAUGAUGUCCUAUCAGAGCUGGGACCGCCAAAAGCUAGCUGGCUUUAUAAUUGGUCCGAUAUUUUGCAACUUGGAUCUGAGGCUGCAGCUUACCGAGACCGAGCUGUCGAAGCCAUAGAAUCAGCUCCUCAAAACAAGUCAGCACAAGAGGUACCGGUGUCAGGUUCUGCUGCCUCCGCUUUAACCUUCUUCGGUUGUUCAGACGACAAGCUGGAAGCGCGGUUACAAGCAUCUAUGCAAACUCUUAGCAUGCCCCCUCAGUAUCCGCAGCGCGAUGGUGCAUUGGCUGAUAUUAUACAACGACGUCUUCAAGCAGAAACGGCGUCUGCCGUAACUGCAGGACAGGAACCUCACUGGUCACUCGUGCCUGCGCUCUCCUUUGGUAACCUUGCUCUAAUCCAGGCGCAGCUCGUGGGACGAGAGAGCUUGAAGUUGCUAUUCGAUAAGCAUGGGCUGCAUAUGCAUCUAAAGCUUCAACAUCAAUUUCAGCUCCUCGGCAAUGGCUUAUUCUGCAGUCGACUUUCUCAUGCCUUGUUUGACCCGGAUCUUGAGACAACAGAGAGACGUGCUGGUGUCGCUCGUGAGGGUGGCCUGAUGGGCCUGCGUCUAGGUGGUCGUGACACAUGGCCACCAGCAAGCUCGGAGCUUCGCCUAGCAUUGAUGGGCGUAUUAAAAGAGACUUGCGAUUCAGUUACGGUCACAGCAGAAAAGUCCAGUCAUGCUAGGGGCCAGCAGGAAUUGCCAGGAGACCUCAGCUUUGCCAUCCGGGAUCUAUCAGAAGAUGAUAUUCAAAAGUGUAGGGACGUCGACUCAUUAGAAGCCCUGGAUUUCUUACGCCUUUCAUAUACCAGCCCUCCAGAACUCAGUGCAAUUAUUACACCAAUGACAUUGCUUCAGUAUGACAGAAUAUUCAGACUAUUGCUCCGCGUUUUGCGCAUGCUUUACGCGGUUAACAUGAUAUUCCGUGACAUCAACUUUGGCUGGGGCCGUUUCAGCUAUGUUGACGACGUACGAUAUCGAUUUGUUCGAGAAGCGCAUCAUAUUGUCACAUGUAUAUCAGCAUAUUUCUUGGACAGUGGUGUGAGUAUUCCGUGGACUAAAUUCGAACAAGGUUUGGACAGAGUCCGAUCUGAGUUGGAUAUCCCGUUUGCUCAGCAAGCUGCUACUUCCGCAGUCAUUGGCCCUCAGCAGGUAUGCGAGCUGCAAGAAACUAUGCUGGACCAAAUCACACAGAAUCUGUUUUUGAGAAAGCGCCAGCAGCCAAUUCUAGAACUUCUCGAAGGCAUGUUUGGUUGCAUCUUGCGAUAUGCAAAGUACACACGCCUUGAGGAACUACGCAGACAUCAAGAGCUUAAAGGGCUCGAAGAGCCGGCUGCCAUUUACAAUGAUUUCAAGAAGCAUGUUCAGAUGUUUCUGAUUGUAUGCCGGGAACUAUCUGAGAAAGCCAGGUUGUCUGCAGGCAGCAGAGAUCGAGAUUCAGCACGGGAUACAGCUGAUGCUAGCCUACUCUCACAACUCCUCACAAAGCUAGACCUUUACGACUACUACACAAAUUAACGAAGGAAUGAAGAAACGAAUGUCUUGUUUUCUAAAAGAAAUACCGUCCAUAACCAACUCAAUUGAAAUGUCUAUAUCUAUCAACGCAUUCAUCUAAACUAUCUAUAUGUCAUCAUUCAUCUCUCGUCUAACCUCAACUCUUAAAAGACUUAUAUAUACGUCGUACAAUUAUGCAGAGGCUACCGUGUAGCUUACUUUGCUCAUUCCCUUGUUUCUCGAAAUCUUCUUAACAGUUGUCUCACCACACAAAUCGGUGGUGUCAACGUGCGUUCCACCACAAGGAUACGUUUCGGCACCGACAAUCUUGACAACGCGGAAUUUGUCUUCUCCUGGGCCGAGGAAGCUGCUAUCUGGGAUCAAUCGCUCCAGACCAGCCUUGCGGAAAUCCUCAGCAGUCCAGAAAUCGAUUUCGACAGACAUGGCUUUCUUGACGUAGUCGUUGACUCGCUGUUGGAUCUCUGGCUUCCACUUGCCGUCAAUCAGGCCUUGGAACUCACAGGAUGCGUUGUCCGGGAAGUGUGAAGCCUUGAGCUCAUCGAACCCCUCAAUUUGACUUUCAAGAAGAUGGCGGACUGCAGCGCCGAGAACAUGGCCUGCUGUGUGAAAUCGCGAGUAGAGCAGUCGCUUUUCGACGUCAAUGGCCUGUUCGACGAGGCUGCCGGGCUGAUAUGCUGCUAAUGAGGCACCGUUGACGAAGCGGCCGACAUGCAGAACUUGUCCAUCAUUCACAGCAUCCAUUCUGACGGAGCGGACUUGAAAUGAUGGAUCUGAGGGGCCAGCAGGUGAGCUUGCAUCGUUUUCCGCAGCCGGGGUCAUGUAUCCUUCAUCUGAGGGCUGACCACCACCUUGGGGGUGGAAUACAGUCUCUUUGGUGACGACAACGUGGUCUUCGUCGGGGCUUGCUUGCUUGAAGAGUCCUUGGUUUGUUUCUUCCAGCGCUGAGAAUGGGCGGAUGGAAAGGAUUUGAGUCUUGAGCCGGUAGAGUUUGGCAUUGUGGUGGAACGCAAGAAACGUUCUCGCGGCAGUCGCCAUUGUAGGAAGAUAAUGUCAAUUGGAUUAUAAGGAGGUCUAUAAGAUGUAUGCUGGGGUCGAAAUAUGCCGAUAGUAGAGGUUGAAUGCGUCCAGGGAAAGCCGUGGAUCAAAUAGUGACAACUGCCUUUGUGCGUGGGUAGUAAAGCCCACUGUAAAUGUUGCGCUAAGGCGUGUCAAAAAUGUAGUGACAGGGCGCAUUGGCUUCCGGAAUCUUCUGUGAAGGUAAGGAAGGCAGCGAGUGGGAGAAUGUCACAGUUACCUCGUAAUAAUUACGGAUAUAUUAUUUGGUAAAAUUCCGCAAUGCAAUAUUUAAUUCUGAUAUUAUAUACUUAUAACGUU
[Torrubiella] hemipterigena is the source of this 4255-nucleotide messenger RNA. The record is from the annotation of a GenBank genome assembly. Lineage: Eukaryota; Fungi; Ascomycota; Sordariomycetes; Hypocreales; Clavicipitaceae.